Mya arenaria is the source of this 4980-nucleotide messenger RNA. RefSeq lists its product as uncharacterized. The coding region runs from base 337 to 1518 and encodes 393 amino acids. Lineage: Eukaryota; Metazoa; Mollusca; Bivalvia; Myida; Myidae. The record is from RefSeq and is a predicted model, not a curated record. The transcript is spliced from 7 exons.
CAGCUUGCCUUAUAGGGCGCUUGGACAUUUUCUGUUUUCUCUGGCACGCAGAUGGAAUAGUUUACUGUGUCGUUAUAAAGUCGACUUUUAUUAUUGGAAAUACAUCUCUUUUUUGUUAGAGGCAAUGUGGUGUGAUCGGCCGUAAAAUGGAGAUCAGAGAGGGAAAAUUCAACGUCAAUGAUUGAUUAGAUUUGCUUUGAAACUAGGAAAUAAUAGUGUAUAGCCGUAUUGAUAGUAUUAAAAGCCAUGGAUGAUGUAGUGUUUACAAGUGCAUACAUAUCUUACCUUUUCACGUGCUGUGUGUGCAUUAAUCGGUGAGGUAUCAAGGUAAACGUGAUGAGGGAGUAUAUGACGUCAAAUCCAGUUGUGGCGUUGACGUUAACGCUUCUGUUGUUAGUCUUAUGUCCUCGGGCGUACAGAGUUGUAGAAACGUGGGAACACGUAACAGUACGGUACGGGGUGUGGGAGGACCUUCCGGUGCUCCAGUCUGCCGCCUUCCAGAGGGGAUAUCGCCGCCUUAAUGACGUUUGCAAAACGGACUACUACCAUGGCUUCAUGUUUUCGCGAGGGGACAAUACCAAGGCAAUGCCUAUCUACGAUCUCAACGGUGCUCUAGCUGGAGUUCAGUCCAGGUUCCGGUUACCCAUUGGCCAGCGAGGCUAUAACUCUCAAAACGAGACCAUUUCCUUGCCACCGGUGGAGGUGAUGCCCCCUGUCCUAAAGGCGUUCUCCGACGGUCGAGGUAGUCAGCACUAUACCGUCACUGCGUACUUCAAUCACCCGAGCCUGAUCUGCAGUCCCCUUGUUUCCCCGGGCGUGCUGCCGGGGCGUGGCCUCUAUAUCCAGAUGGGCUUUAACCCCGCCCGCCACUUCCUGUCCGUGCCGCUACACGACCGUGACCUCUCGCCGUUAUGGGUCCGGGGAUCAUGUCUACCGCAGAUGGGUACGCAUUACUUCAGUAACCUAUCCCGCGCGCUACCGUGUGAGAAGCUCUACCCCCUGUUCCUCAUGUACAAUUGGGAGGGACAACUCGCGGCCUUUGGCUGGCUGUUCCAGGGACGCCCCUACUCCCUCCGGUCAAAUGACGGAGUUGAGUGGUUCCGUCUUACCACACCCACAUAUCCGUUCCUCUUUGACACGAGUCAACUUCCCCCGUGCAUGUUUCAAGAGGGUUUCCAGGUAUUCGGGAUCCACGUGUAUCUUCGACGACACGAGACGCUCGUGUGUCCACGUGAAAACCCGCAACGGUACCCACCUAGCGACAAAGCACAUGGCAAUAUACGUCAUAGCGCGCCAGCCUCCCAACAGACACAUGAUAUUAACAACAACGAGAAAAUAGACAUUCGAGGGAAUUACGAUGGAGUUAAUAUUUCUAGAGACGAACAGUUUAAUUCUGUGGACAUCAGAGAUAAAGCGAAUAGAAAACCAUCCUCCUCCAAUGAUUGCCCCGUCGCGAGAGAUUCCUCAUUGAUAUUAUUGACUUCUGUGAUUUUAUUAUUCAUGAGCGUUGUCAGAUAGCGAUACUGCAGAAAGACCGCUCUCAGGGAUAAUAUAAGCACUUUCAAUUUUCUGUGAUGGAUAUUGCGAAAUUGCCUUCGAAGUUUUGCCUUCUCGUUUGGCAUCCAAACGUCAGUGUGGAUGACAUUCCGUUCAUCCGGUUUCGCUCAAGACGCUAGCGCGCAAUUAUGGCACGCGUUCUUAUGGAUCGCGCUAUUCCGAGGACAAAAUCGAAACGAAUAUAUUUCGGUAUUUUACCGAAAACUGAAAUAUUGUUUGGAGGGGGUUAAAGAAAACAGAUUGAAGUCUGAAUGUAGGGGAGCUUUAUUUACGAAACAUUGGAGAGAUUCAGGCAUUAAGUCUGCACCAAAUGUAAUUGUUGUAAUAUCAUUCCAACAACCUAUCUUUUGGUUAAAAAAUGAAUUGUUUGUUUCCGACUUCACCUUCAAAAAAUGGGGUUGAUAUGUUAAAUUGUUUAGCUGUGGUUGAAUGCGAUUCACACACUUACAAUGGUUGACAUUGUCUCAUGACUCAUGUUAACUAGGCACUUUUACAACGUACAUUUCAUUCCGAUAAUUCGUCUUGUCGUCACAAAAGAAAACUCCGCAAAAGAAGUACCGAAAAGAAGUACCCACUAGAAGUAAACACAGAAUAUUCCAAAAAGACGUAACCGAAAGAAGUACCCACUAGAAGUAAACACAGAAUAUUCCAAAAAGACGUAACCGAAAGAAGUACCCACUAGAAGUACCCACUAGAAGUAAACAAAGAAAAAACCAAAAGAAGUAACCAAACGAAAUACCAAAAUAUUAAACAAAAGAAGUAACCAAAACAAAUACCGAACAGAAUAACCUACUAGAGUUAAAAAAAGAAAUAACCAAAAGAAGUACAAAAAGUAAAAGGGUUUACAAAUAAUGACGGGAUAUAUUUCGGUACGAUGCAAAAUUAAGCUCUGUCGGGAAACUGGACACACUUUUAUUUUAUAACGCCUUACCCUGGAAUGUUGCGAGGAGACCCGGGAGGGUUAUACUCAUUAAUGCAUAAUAAUAUGAUGUAAAGAUAUCAUACUCAUUAGAUGACAGUACGAUAUCGUAGCUAUUAUAUGAUCGUUAAAUCAUACGCCCGUUUAUAAUAGUCGAUGAGAAAUAAGGAGCCCGUGUUUCUGGGCAGAAAAAUCUGUUACCAAGAACGUUUCAAGUGGGUUUAUAAAAAGUUGUUAAUGGUAAAAUAAUUUGCAAUCGAAACAUGUCACAUUUGUUCAUUGGUAUUAAUCCGUAAUGAACAGAUGUUUCUCAGCUGUUACAUCGAUAUGGGAAAACAGACACGUUGAUCACCUUAAUGGUAAUUUUGAUCAAAGUUAUGCACCAGUCAAUUGUAACCACGGCCCCCAGGUCCGGGGAAUAUCGGAGACUUUGACUUUCGGUCCAGCCAACCGGGUAAAAUCUCCGCUCUGCGGGGAAGAACUGAUGGUCAAUUCCCCGCAAAAUGUCCCCGCACCCCAGGGAGCCUAGGUAAGGCAAAUUUCCCGCUAUAUUUUGCGCGAAGACAAAACCACCGCAUUCACCCGGCACUGCGGGGCCACCUGAAAGGUAAAAACACGGCCCAUUUUCCCGGCUAUCCCCGGUAUACCUCCGGACCUUGGGGGCCGUGGUUACAAUUGACUGGUGCAUUAGACUUUAUAUUAAAGCAUGCACUUAUUGGCAUCAUUUCAUUUUUUUCGAUACGAGUAAUAAUCGCUGUCGCCAUCACGUAUUAAUUAAGUAUUGCACUAAAUGACUUAAGUUAAUGAGCCAAUUGGCUUAACAAUCUUCUGUGACUUAUAAUAUGGUUGAUAAUGACGCCGUCUGAGUGCGUUUCGAAGCAAUUAUUCCAAAUGAUAAUGUCGCAAUCUUUAUUUAGAAUCUAAGUGUAAUUCUGAGCCAUCAAAUUCAUAAUAAACGUCAUAUUAGCGAUAAUGUAGCAAUCUAAAUGUGAUUUCGUGGAUUCUGAACCAUCAACUUCAAAAGGUUUAUGUCGACGAUAAUGGGUAAUGUCGCAAUCUAAGUGCAAUCAGUAACCAUUCAAGUCGGAACUUUCAUAUCUAUGUUAAUGCCAUCAUCUCAAAAUUUAUGUCACAAUUUGAUGUGACACUGAGACACCAAAAUAAUUAUCAAAUACAAGGAGUGAAAAUACAAGCACCGGAUGACCUCGCUAAGUCGGAUAAAAGACAGUAGUGGAACAAGUUUAUGUUUUGAUAAGACAUGUAACACUUAUUACCUUGCAUUAUCUGAAAACAUAGUGAUAUUAAACAUGUCGCAAUAUUGGUGAGAUUCAGGUCCCAAUAUCACGAAAAUACUUAAGUCAAAUUUUAAACUCAGUCUCAACUCAGUUUACUAUAUAAUUCAAAAUUUAUUGGAAACAAAAAUAUGCUUUCACAAUUCACAAUUUUAAAAACGCAUUCUUUUAUUGAAUGUUUUGAUCAUAACCUUUAGUCUAGAUUCCAAUUGAAAACCUUUUUAUAGCCAGAAAUGAACUUGAGUACAAUUCAUUGCCUUUUAACAAUUACUCAAGUACAUUUUUUGCUCUAGAAUAAGAUUUCUUUGAAAUAUUGUCAACAUCUUUCAAUAACACAUUCUAUGAGGAAAUAAAUUUACAAAAAGUAUGAAAACAUGCAAGAUUUUGAAUAAUACGAUGCUUGUACGAGGUAAACUGAGUUGAGAUAGAGAUUGAGAUUUGACUUAAGUAUUUUCGUGAUAUUGGGGCCUGGUAAUAUAAGGACUGAAAAUUAUAGUUACAUUUUCACUACGAAGGGAGGGGAAUGUGCCAAGUGACGGGGGUAAUGUAAAUAAGAAAUAAUAAUUUAGCGCAUUUUCACCCCGUCACUUGGUCAUUCGUCGCGAAAAAGCAAAAACAAAAACAUAAAUGGCAAAAAUGAGCUUGAGCCACCAAAUAAAAUAGAAACUUGUACCAGAUGAAGCACGAUGUUAGCACAGUCUGAUCAAGUACAGUCGAAUAUGGAGAACUGGUGACUUACAUGGAGGCAUGUAAUACGAUUUGAUUGGAAAGAUUGAUUAAGAAAGACGCUGCCAUGACAGCGUCAAUUACGGCUGACACCGGCCCAUGGUUGGAACAGGACUGGAAAACUAUACCUCGUUAUAGUGAUCACAUCGAUCUGUUUGGUUUAUAGGGAGAAAAGAAAAGAUUUUCCCUGAAAAAAAAGAACAUUCCGUGUUACAUGAGACAAAAACGCACCAUUAAGCAAGCGUUUUUCUUUAGAUUUUUUGAUGAUGAAGGCUUCAUUUGUUUCGGAUUACAAUGAGACUUUAUCACGGAAAUUGCUUAGACUCUUCACAUGAUAUUGUUCCUUCCUCCGCUCAUUAAUUUUAUCAAUGUUUCAAGUAUGUCUUUGAAAGUCUUUUAAAUAACGUUACCGUUCUGAAGUUUCCGUUGUGAUGUUGUUACCAUGGUUACCAGGUUAAUUAUCUUGUAAUAAAAGUUAUUUUCAUA